AUGCUAGCUAACGAGGAUACUCCUUUUUCACUCAGACCUCCGCCGUGGUUUUUGCAGGGGGAAGGAUGGUGGAUAAUUCUAUCAAUCUUGGGUCCAGCGCGAAAAAUAUUGGACCGACUUAAACACCACCAAAGGGAAAAAACAAAACGCCCAGACUCGACACAUUCAGAUUCCUUGGAGCUCCUAUCGCGCGAGGUAUCACAGCCAAGUGACGGCUUCCGAGGUGGUUUUGGUAGCGUACAAAUAUUAAGGUACCACAUGUCGCCAGUUGGCGCGUAUGACGAAUUGUUACUCAUUCCCGGAGUGUUCAAGCCUCCAGAGCAGUCUUCUAAGCGCUCCCCAGUUUUCAGGAUAACCGAAAUAUAUGUUUCUACCCUCGGCUCCAUCCUCAACGGUCGACACAACUGGAACAUUCCGAAAAAGCUUGCCCGGUUUGAAUUCAUCCCGCUGGAAGGCUCGCCGAACAAGAUCACGGUGAAGGUGUAUGCACUCAAGUCGUUCAGCUUCACUCGGUCCGCUUCCUCAACAAGCUGGUGCUUCGAGCCGCAAUUCUUCGAAACUCCGUUCUUCAGCAUGAUCAUCCAGCGGCGCCUAGCGAGCGUCAACAUUCCAAUCAAUUUGGGACAUGUACCGAUGCUCGAUCUGACGCUGCUUCAGCCCCCCUUACAGGCGGCCGAGCCUCUCCAGCCGAACAUCUUGGAACUGAAUCGUGGGGCCAUCGGCACCUCAGAUUGGAAACGGACCAAGCUGGACAUCAGAGGCCGCUGUGGUCUCUGCUCCUUCAAAGGUACCUUGCCCGGCCGGGCAGGACAAUUUGCGGAUGGUGAACACUUCCCAGACAUUCAACCCUAUCGAUUCGGUUUCCACUUCCCGCGCUUGCAUCUACAGGUUCAAGCUCCGACACACAUUCCAUCUUCCUCGGAUCCCUCAGAAAAACAAUAG
Messenger RNA from Puccinia triticina, 942 nucleotides. RefSeq lists its product as uncharacterized. The transcript is spliced from 3 exons. The coding region runs from base 1 to 942 and encodes 313 amino acids. The record is from RefSeq and is a predicted model, not a curated record. Lineage: Eukaryota; Fungi; Basidiomycota; Pucciniomycetes; Pucciniales; Pucciniaceae.